Messenger RNA from Fusarium redolens, 4002 nucleotides. RefSeq lists its product as uncharacterized. Lineage: Eukaryota; Fungi; Ascomycota; Sordariomycetes; Hypocreales; Nectriaceae. The record is from RefSeq and is a predicted model, not a curated record. The transcript has 3 exons. Bases 179 to 3754 code for a protein of 1191 amino acids.
GUCAUGGGAUGCGCAUGCAGCUACUUAUGCAGUAUUGGUGCUUAGCCACCGCCCUCGAAGCUGAGCCCCAAGCACACAUGUCACGUCUUACAUAUGCUGCUUUACUUGACAGCUUGGGUUUUGUACUCAGAUCAAUCCCAUCUUAUCCAAGGGUUAAUGGCAUGGGACUUGUGUCGACAUGACGACGUUUGAAAGAUGGCAGGGGCAACUGCCAUCCCAUCUUGGGGCUGGCGAGGGAAGCUCAACCCGGGUCGCUACUCAAGAAAGCCAUGGUGUUGAAUGUCCGGAAGGGUUAAGGCACAAAUUGUCAAACUGGCGAGCUUCUGUUCCUUUUCGUUCAGCUCCAGACAUUCCAUCAAAACCUACGCAACAAAAGGAUUCCAAAAUACCGCAGCAUGACGAGUCUGAUUCUGGCAUCGGCAUCACCACACCCUCCUCUCAAGAUCAUGACAACGAGCCGCUUGGCUUGGAAUUGCCCGGCACGGAGCUUAGAUAUUUUGACAGGCCUAUAUCUGAGCGGCUCAAAGCUCGAUUCUUCGACAUCAAGGUCCUGUACACUCAACCGCUACUGGACUACAUUCUCAAGAGGAAGAAAGAUCCUGGAGACAUUUCCAUGAAGCUGAAGCAUCUGGGGCUCAAUUCUCGAAGUAUCAAGCUCCAUAUCGUCAUCCAGUGUGAAAGAAAAGUCGCCAAAAGAGUGAAGAAGUUCUUCGCGCAAGGUCAUGUCGAAGAGGAGCUUUUGCCUGACUUUCGGGUCUUUGUGCUGGAGAAGGCACUCUUGCGAUUAACCGAUAACGAGGCGAUAGAGGUUCUGGCGGAUUCUGUACCAAAGAGAACCUGGUGUGGAACACCCAUCAGAUUGAUCCGAGGCAAUAUGUCUGUCAUGGCGACCUUUGGCGGUGUCAUUGUAGUUGAAACUUCUCACAAGCGCCUAGUUGGCUUGACGGCUGCUCAUUCUCUGAAGAAGUUGCAUAGUCCUCUUGCCAACCAGCUUUUGACUAAUGAUACAGAAGUCCCCUUCUCAUCGUCGUCUUCGGAUGUUUCCGAGAGCGGAAGCGACUCUGAUUGUGAGUCCACAAUCACGACUGAAAGUUCAGUGGAGCAUCUCGAACACUCGAAUGGCAAAGGACUUGACACCACUGCAUCUCAAAACACCUUGGCAAUCGGCACCAUUCUUUGCGAUACAUUCAAUACUCCGAUAGCCCAAAACUAUGACUGGGCUGUUAUUGAUUUGAGCCAACAAGAUGCAUUGCCCAAUAAAGUUGACCUAGAUCAACAGCCUGACUCGUCAGAUUUUGAGGAAGAAAGUAGCUUAGAACCCACCCUUUUUCCAAGCCGGACUCUCUUUGAAUCAGUGUCCAGGCAAGUCUUGGUACUGAAGCAAGGUGCCUCACCGAUUGGAGGGAUGUCUCUUGAUACUUCCUCUGUGCUGAUAUCCCCUGGAUCAUCGUUUGUUGAGGUCUACGAUCUUGCUAUGGAGCAUGGCUCUUCGUUAAGUCCCGGUGACUCCGGCUCAUGGGUAGUCGAUGCGAAGACUUCCGAAUUGUAUGGCCAUGUAGUUUCGGUUGAUGCCUUUGGAGAGGCGCAGGUGAUGCCUAUUCGUUCGACUCUCGACAGUAUCAAGGUGCAGAUGAAUGCUACACGAGUGUUCCUGCCCAAUAGUGAUGAGAUUCAACUAUUGGGGGAGACAUCAAGGCCCCCUAUACCUGCCAACCUGGAAGCAUCGCCGAUCACUGAAGCACCCGAAGAGCAGGAGAUUACACAGGCAACUCACUCGGAAGACAUGACGGGAGACCAAUUUGGGCCAUCGCCACCUUCUACAGAGGCCUCUGGCAAGUCUCCAGCUGGAUACGCAGUAUCUCAACAAGAUAUUGUCGCACAGAGCCUUGAGAUCGCCCGUGAAAGCCCUGAAGGAGCUUCUUAUCCUUCGAUUAGACAGAUUCUUGAGUCUGCUUUUGAAGAAAUCUGGUCCAAGAUAGGGAAUCAACCCGAUUCAUAUGUCAUGACGAGAGAUGAGUUUGCCGUGUUCAAUUUCUUCCAGCACCGCUACACCGGCGAUAAAAUCGCCAUCGCUGCUCGAAAGAGAUACUGGGAAUCACUAUCUAUGGACUCUUCGGAGUCUGCCAAGACUGAAAGUGGCCAUCUCGGUCAGAUUGACGCCGUUCGGGAAUUGGUUCAAGCCUCGUAUCGCCGCAUUGGAACUUAUGGCCCAGAUUUCGCCAAUGUGGCUACUAAAUUGUACAAACUUGAAAUGACCCUCCGGCGGCUGCGAGAUGAAGUCGCCCAGGAAGACAUUCCUGUGCAUCUCGAGGAAUCUUACUCCAGUCACCUUCAUUCGCUCAUUGAGGAUUGGGAUUACGCCAUGAAGCGUGUUAAUUCUUUACUUGAUACGUAUCAUGACGAAGAGAUAAGUUUCGAAGGCGAAGAGGCUUCCAUGAGUGGUAAACUGAAACCCAUAGAGCCUAUCUUAGCUGGCAAAAGGAUGGCCAUUGAGCUGUUGCUUGACUCAGUCCAGUUACAAAAGCCUCAGAUACACGAUAGACGCCAGUCUGGCCUCGAAUAUAUUAAGGACAAGGUCGACCAAAUUGCUUCUCAACUUUUCGCCAACUGGGAUGCUGGAUCCUUCUCGGGAGAAAAUGAUGAUUUAUGGCAACAUUUCCAGGAACUGCUUGAGAAAGAGGGAUUUUCUUCUCAAAUCCUAAACAAAAACAAAGAUGUCCUCAUGGCGUAUAUCAACGAACUCAGAUAUGUUGCCGAUACCAUGACAAGCACGCUCUCUCGCACUCAUGUACCACCCGAGCCACCUUUGAAUAUUGUACCCAGUGAGCGGAAACCGGAUAUUAAGCACAAGCUUUAUGAUACAAGUAUACAAAUGGAUGUUAUUACAACAGAAGACAUCAUUGCUCUGGACAGAGAGGAUUCAGUAGUGCAGCAGAUCCAGCCUACACUUUCACCAAUGGAAGCAAGCCCUCUACAACAGCCCAUACCAUCACAGGAUUGGUACACAGAAACCUCUCGCCUAACCGAGGACUUAUCUCAUCAUGUCUCGUCUCGGUCCACAUACAGGCGCAAUAAUGGUCAGGCCGGCUUUGCCCCAACAUCUCAACUUGUGGCUCCGGAUCAAUACGGUAGAGCAAUUCCUGAUGACGCCCAUUGGACGAAGAUAUCGCGCAAACUUAUUAGUGUCGAGGUCCUACAACGAGCGGGUGUACGCUACGAAGCAAGACCAAAUUACGUCGCCAUCCUGGGUACUCUGUCCAGAGAACAAGUGGCAAAGCUCGUUCGUGAGAGCGAGGUGGCGAUAUUUUCUCGUCCUCCACCUCCGUAUCGUCGAGCCAGAAAGAUUUCCCCGCAGGCCCGACUUGUGUCCCCAUCCGACGACGACGUAUCCUUUAUCCCUUUGCUCGAUAGUGGCAGCAUGGGUAGUGCAGUUGUUCAGGUCCCCAGCAGGAGGCCUAGCAAAGCUCGUGAUAGCGAUGCCAGUGCUCGCAGAGAGGAUGAAUAUCCUCCACGUCGGAAUGCCGGGAUGAAGCAAGAAAAGCCCGGGAGUAAACAAGAGAAGUUCAACGGAAGGCAACGGCGAAGAUCUUACAGGAGCCCAAGUUAUGACCCUUACAGAGGAAGAACUGACUGGGGUGGACUUCAGCACAGCGUAAAGGCCUAUGAUAAGGGUGGUCCAGGUGGUGUGGUUGGAAUUGGCAGCGCAGCAGUGAGUUUGCUGUGUGUAUUGUCUGAGGCUGCGUCAGCUCUUUAGACACUGGAUCUGUUUUCUUUCGUGUUUGUAAAUGGGAAUAUUAGGGAGCUGUAUGCAAAUCAUGAAGAUUGGACAAAGGAACAAGGUAUUGAGACGUCUAAAGGGUAAGAGAAACAUGAAGCUCGAUCCUAGGUGGCAGAAAUCCAAGGCUAGCUUUGUGCAAAUGCACCAAGGCGUCUACCCUCUCUCGUUAUCAUUUUAUCUGCCAGUUUUACUAUCAUACUCAGUAUAAUAUACUAUUUCAUGCA